Messenger RNA from Gymnodraco acuticeps, 549 nucleotides. RefSeq names its product solute carrier family 35 member F1-like. Gene Ontology annotation, cellular component: membrane. The coding region runs from base 14 to 373 and encodes 119 amino acids. Gene Ontology annotation, molecular function: transmembrane transporter activity. Gene Ontology annotation, biological process: transmembrane transport. The record is from RefSeq and is a predicted model, not a curated record. Lineage: Eukaryota; Metazoa; Chordata; Actinopteri; Perciformes; Bathydraconidae. The transcript is spliced from 2 exons.
UCUGUACAGCUUCAUGCCGGUGGUGGUGAAGAUGACGAAUGCCACGGCGGUGAAUCUGUCUCUGCUCACCGCCGACCUGUUCAGCCUCUUCUGUGGACUCUUCCUCUUCCACUACAGCUUCUCCACGCUCUACAUCAUCUCCUUCGUGGUCAUCAUGGUGGGCUUCGUCAUGUUUAACGCCGUCCCGACGUACACAGCUCUGCCGGGCUCCGGGUCCAACGAGGAGAACCCCCCCGAGGAGGAGGAGAGCUCCUCAGAUCGGCUGCUUUCUGCAGGACCAGAGGCUCAGAGAGAGCCAGAGAGAAGAGACACUAAGAGGGGCGAGACCCAGAGACCCUCAGAGACCCCCACCCUGGAGACGCUCUGUGAGUGAGGGAGGAAGAGGAGGAGGUGAAACCUGAGAGACUGCAUUAGGUGUGUUCAUACAGCAGGUCUCUGUGAAGAGGACUGCCUGCUCUCACCCUGUUACAAAGGGACUCCAAAGACAGAACAUUCACUCUAUUUUACCCAGAGACCCUCAGAGACCCCCACCCUGCAGACGCUCGGUGA